This is a messenger RNA of Hyposmocoma kahamanoa, 1428 nucleotides long. RefSeq names its product protein toll-like. Gene Ontology annotation, molecular function: transmembrane signaling receptor activity. The transcript has 6 exons. The coding region runs from base 1 to 1428 and encodes 475 amino acids. Gene Ontology annotation, cellular component: membrane. Gene Ontology annotation, biological process: toll-like receptor signaling pathway; innate immune response. The record is from RefSeq and is a predicted model, not a curated record. NCBI's taxonomy places the organism in Eukaryota, Metazoa, Arthropoda, Insecta, Lepidoptera, Cosmopterigidae.
AUGUCUAGGAACAACAUAAGCACUUUAGAGUUUACACAUCUACCAGUUACCAAAAAAGGGAUUCUGGAAGUUCAUUUACAAGGUAACCCAAUCCAGAAAGUAAAUUUCGGGAAGGAAGACUAUGAACUUUUGAGAUCUAACUCGACAGUCAAUCUGACGGUGAUAAUCGACUCGAAACUGGACUGUGAUUGUCACGGUGCAUGGUUUGCAAGAAGUCUAAGAGAGCAACACAUGUCAUUUGAUAAUGUUCGCUGCGCAGACGAUGUCUUGGUUGUUCUUUAUGAACCGUCACGUUUGGAAUGCGACAAGUAUAACUGUGGAGCUUGUACAUGUCGUCGUUCAUGGCACGAUAACACAACACGUGUAAAUUGCAAGCCGGGGGAACUACACACGUGGCCAAGAGUGCCUUUGCUGAUCGAAGUGCAUGCCAGUAACAAUCUCAUUGAGACCAUCCAUAUGGAAGAUCUAUCUGAUACUUUGAUAUUCCUAGAUCUAUCUAACAACCGUAUAGCCCGUGUAGACUCAGCUGUAGCAGAAACCCUUUUCGCGGUACCGGAGCGACGCAUGCGCUUAUCUUAUAAUCCCCUGGUUUGCGAUUGUGACAAUAAACCAUUUCUUGAUGCAUUGAAGAAUCACCACAAUCAGAUAGAAGACUACAGCAACAUAACAUGCGUCGGGGAUGGAAGAACUCUUCAAGACCUUGAUACAGAAAUGCUAUGUAAUGCAAAGAAAUUCAUUAUGUGGAUAGUUUUAUUGGCAACAGGUGGCAUGUUAGUAGGUCUUGCUACAUUUAUAGGAGCGCUGUACUGCCGUUAUGCCCAAUCAAUCAAAAUAUUCCUAUACGCACGAGGAAUUUGCUUAUGCUGCAUGGCUGAAGACGAACUUGACACAGAUCGUCAAUACGAUGCAUUUAUUUCUUUCACUCACGAAGAUGAAAAGUUUGUCAUAGAAAAUUUGCUACCAGAAUUAGAGAAGACUUAUAAAAUUUGUGUACAUUUUCGUGAUUGGAUUGUUGGAGAUAUGAUUCUGACACAGAUCACGAGGUCAGUGGAAAGUUCUCGACGAACUAUUGUGGUUUUAUCUAAGAAAUUCGUCAAAUCCCUUUGGGGAAUGCUUGAAUUCAGGACGGCUCACAUUACGGCUUUAAGUGAAGGCAGAGUGCGAGUCAUCGUGGUUAUCAUAGACGAUGUAGCUGAAGAUAAUACUUUAGACGUGCAAUUACGUUCUUACUUACGUACCAACACUUAUCUGAAAUGGGGAGACCCUUGGUUCUGGGAUAAAUUGAAAUACGCAAUGCCUCGAUUACCACCUACUACUAUUACGAACCCAAGACAAGUGAAUGCAACCCGCGUGGGCCAGGAUGCGAUCCAUUCAUCAACUUUGGUACGGCGAGAAAAUCAAUCUCAUACCGACGUGAUAUUAGAAUAG